Messenger RNA from Anoplopoma fimbria (sablefish), 3974 nucleotides. Its product is annotated as synaptopodin-2. The transcript has 4 exons. NCBI's taxonomy places the organism in Eukaryota, Metazoa, Chordata, Actinopteri, Perciformes, Anoplopomatidae. Bases 70 to 3795 code for a protein of 1241 amino acids. The record is from RefSeq and is a predicted model, not a curated record. Gene Ontology annotation, molecular function: actin binding. Gene Ontology annotation, cellular component: Z disc; actin cytoskeleton; nucleus. Gene Ontology annotation, biological process: positive regulation of actin filament bundle assembly.
UCCAAAUGUAAACGUAUUGCUCUCCUUCUUACGGCUGCUCCGCCCAACCCCAACAACAAGGGGGUGUUGAUGUUCAAGAAACAUCGGCAGAGGGCCAAGAAAUACACACUUGUGAGCUACGGCACAGGAGAGGACGAACCAGAGUACAGCGACGAGGACGACGAGGAAAACGAAGACGAGAAACAAGAAAUCCAUGCUGUUGAAUUUACCCUUGUGGCUCCAAACGGUUCUGAAAUAGAAAAGCAUUUCCUUACUAAUGCCCAUAGUAGCAAAAGUGUGCUAACUGUCAAUAGGGACAAGGGUCUCCUUGAGAUUGAAAGGAACCUAAACAACCAAGCAGAGAUGGAAUGUUUGCCUGAAACCAUGGGCAAGGGUGCCGUAAUGUUUGCCCAACGACGUCAAAGGAUGGAUGAGAUUUCAGCUGAACAUGAGGACCUUAGGAGUCAGGGGAUUCCCGUGGAAGGAGUGUCAAUGGUUGAAAAGAAGACAGAAGACCACUCCUACAUGCAAUCCACAACAGAGGGCCAUGCUUACAUGGAUGUAAAUAUACACCAACAAAGCCAACACCAACAACAGUUUCAGCAAUAUCAGGAACAGCAGUACUAUGAGCAACAAAAGAACUACCAACAACAACAACUACAACAACAACAACAACAACAACAACAACAAUACCAACAACAAUAUCAGCAGCAACAGUAUGAACAACAGCAUUAUCAACAACAGCAAAUAUAUCAGCAGCAGCAACAAUAUCAUCAAGAGCAACAGCAAAUGCAGCAAUAUUCUACAAACACCAAUGGCACUGUCCAUCAUCAAACCAGUGAAAUGCAGAGUUCUUUCAGCAAUCGUACUGCAAAGCCAUUCUCAGUAGAAACCACGCCGGCUACCCCUUAUUCUCCCACAAUAAGUGGGACCAAUCAAGAUUUUGUGGGCCAAGGAGAGCAGAUAGCUUCCCGGGAUGAGCGCAUUUCUACCCCUGCAAGCCGGACUGGUGUUUUGUCGGAUGCAAGGAGAAGAAAUGCUGGCAAGCCUAUGUUCACGUUUAAGGAAGCACCAAAAGUAUCGCCUAAUCCAGCACUGCUAAACCUGCUCAACAGAAAGGAUAAGAAGUUGGGAUUUGAGUCAGGACCUGAGGAAGACUACCUUAGCCUUGGGGCUGAGGCUUGUAAUUUCUUGCAGUCUCAACAAAUAAAACAUAAGACUCCUCCACCAGUAGCUCCAAAGCCUGUGAUCAACCCCAACUCUCCUCCUUGGUCCCCUGAGAUAGAAGUGACCAACCAGGACAUGCCUCAACAAGCUGAAAAUAGUGUGUCCACACCUGCUGUGGCCCCCACCACAGAGACUACCCCUGCUCCAGAACUAGAGCCAACCCCAGCACCUGCCCAUGAGCCCUCACCCCCUCCUGCCCCCCAGGAGACUCUUGACAGCACCACUACAGAGGAACAGCACACAUGGACUCCCCCAGAGCCUGAAUCUCAACAACAACCUAUGCAAGUGACAGCUCAGGAGGAAAAUAGUCAUAUAAAUUCUACCCUGCAGCCUGAGCCUUCUCCUGUUUCUAGCUGGACUCCAGCAAAAACCCAAGCACAACUACAGCCAUCUACCAAUUCUUGGCAUCCAGCUCAAGUGCAGCCACAGGAACCAACUCAUAGUCACUCUCCACCACAGCCACCGUGGAUGACACGACAAACUUCUCAGACGCAAGCACAGCCUCAACCCCCCACAAAUAUUUGGACCCCUCAAAUUCAGCCAUCCUGGACUCAGCCUCAAGGGCAAGCACAUGCCCAGACCCAAGCUCAGCCACCCUGGACUCAGCCUCAAGGGCAAGCACAGGCCCAGACCCAAGCUCAGCCAUGCUGGCCCCAGCCUCAAGAGCAACCACAUGCCCAGACCCAAGCUCAGCCACCCUGGACUCAGCCUCAAGGGCAAGCACAGGCCCAGACCCAAGCUCAGCCAUGCUGGCCCCAGCCUCAAGAGCAACCACAGUCUCAUUCACAGGUUCAGCCACCCUGGGCACACUCACAUGAGCAACCAAAUCUGCAGCAAGUGCAACCAACUUGGGGUCAACCUCAAGAACCAAUGCAGCAGCAGCCCCAGGCCCCAUGGGCACAGCCAUCUCAAACAGACUCUCAGCAUCAACCACCAUGGGUGCAACAACCCCAGCAAAAAUCACAAACACAACCUCCUUGGGCUCAACAGGUUCAGCCAGAAUCCCAGCCACAGCCGCCAUGGGUUCAGCAACCACAGCAUCAGGCUCCACAACAAGCAUGGCCACAGGCCCAAGCGCCAGGUCAGGCCCAAGCGCCAGGUCAGGCCCAAGCGCCAGGUCAGGCCCAAGCGCCAGGUCAGGCCCAAGCGCCAGGUCAGGCCCAAGCGCCAGGUCAGCCCCAACCACCGUGGGUCUCAGCUCAACCUCAACAGCAACAGCAACCUUCAAUUAAUGAAUGGCCUCCAUCACAAACUCAAGCCCAAGUUCAGCCACCUUGGAUCCAAGCAGCCCAAGCACAACCCCCAGCGCAGCCUCAAGCCAUUAUGAAUCCAUGGCCGCCAGUACCUACCCAGGCUCAGUCCCCUCCAUCAUGGGACCAGCAGCCUGCAGAACAUGGUCAGCAACCCAUGAAUUCUUGGGCCCAAGAGCAAAAUCCGGCCCAACAUCAACCACCUUGGGCUCAACCAGUUCCACCCCAGCCCAAACCACAGCCAAACUGGCAACAAUCCACUUCAAAGACUCCACCACAGGCAACAAUGAAUACAUGGCCUCCACCUCAGACACAACAUCAGGCACCUGUAAAUGCUUCGGCACCACAGUCACAGCAAACGCCUGUGAAUGUUUCCUCGUCGAUGGUGAACACUCGUCCGUCUCCAAAACCUUGGCAUCCACCACAAGAUGCCCCACAAAACCGGACCCCUCCGUCCCCACCACAGCGACUGCACUCUUUAACCAUUGGUCAACGAGCUUCAUCACCCAUCAACCCAAUGGCCAGUGUCUUAAACCCAUCAUCACAAGGUUCAACUUUUGGGAUGCCAGCCGUCAGAGGGAAAGGAGCUGAUAUGUUCGCCAAGAGGCUGUCUCGUAUGGAGAAGUUUGUUGUGGACUCUGAGACUGUGCAAGCAAACAAGACUAGCCGGCCCACAUCGCCAGUUGCUUCCUUACCGAAUGAGUGGAAAUAUACACCCAACUUACUUGGCAGGAGCUACUCCCUUUCCCCACUAGUCAGAGUACCAUCCACAGGCCAGAACACAGCUUCGGCUUCUUCUUCUCCCAAGCCUCCGGCUUGGGCCUCCACAACUCCCCCAGCCAGACAGGCAUCCUGGCCACAGAGAGUCCGCAAACCCCUAAUGCCCUGGGAGGCCGCCUCCCGCCAUCCCCUGGGCCUGGUGGAUGAAGCCUUUGCUUUCCAGGACCUCCAGCAAAGCCUAGCCACAAAUGUUUGCUUGGCAGCCCAGCGCAAAAUGUUGCCUGAGCCGCCAGCAGAGUGGAAGGCCAGGGUGUCUUAUGAAGCCCAGCAGAAACCAGGCAGCCAGACUUGGAGCCGGAGCCAGAGUGGCAGUGAGCGUCGAGCUCCGCUGCCAUCAUUUGGGUCCCUAACAAGGAGCGCUGUCUCUGCCCCUGUCGGUCAUGCUGGUUACAGGUCUCUGCCCAGACAGUGGCAGCCUCAGAGGGCUAGCCAUGUCACAGUUCUCCACCAUGACGACCGGGGAGAGGAAAAUGCAGGCAGCAGCAAUCUGCAGGGAGGUUCAAGCCCAGGAAGGGCGAGGACAACUCUGUGGCUGGGUCUGAAGGCCACUGACAGCUGAAAGAUAUUCUGGCAAAUUAUGCCCCUCACACUUGGAUAUAGGCCUGUGACAUCUCCAUGAUCAGCAUGCAGUAGUGAGCACGUGGUGCUAACCACAAAACAAGCACUAGACAUGAGUGGAUUUCAAGAGAAGAUAAUUGCUCAUUCAUCAUAUUGGCAGGAGUACCAAGUCAGCAGUCC